ACUUAAUGUAUGUACAAUUACUCUUAUUACUCAAUGUUCUCUAUGUUUGUUACUUCCCGUUUUCGAAUUUUACUCUUAGCAACUCUUAUGUUCGGAAUAAGAUGUUAUCUAAUUAAAUCGUGAAUUAAAAAUGUCUGAAAAAGCGCUAAGAUUAUUUGGCGAGGCAAUCCACUGAAAGUGAGGGGCGAACAAGAAUGACGGAACCUCCCAAAUAAUGCUCUCUAUGUCUAUCCCUGAGUCCCUGUGUUGUUUGUUGUCUAUGUUGUGUUAUAGCUUGUUUUUCUUGUGUUCUAAUUUGUACAAAUGAGGAGAGGGUUCCUUUAUUUAUAAUUAAACCUCCUUAACAUAGGUCGUCUUUAUUGUUUUAAGUGUGGUGGGCAUCACAUAUUUUUUAGACUGUUCCAGAUCCUUAGAUUCAAGCUAAGUUAGUUAGGCCCUUUCUAGAACCCUACAGCUUCUAGAGUUUUUAUGAGCAUUGAAUCUGAAGGGUUCAGGCACUCUUACUGAGUGCUCGCACCUAGAGGCUCCCCAAUCCUUCUGUGCCUUGGCGUUACUUUGCCGUCAGCUAGGACCUUUCAAAAUCUUUCUCUUUUGGGAACUAUGGGAACUAUAGAGCCUGCACCUGAUCUUUCUGAAACCUUUUGUACCUGUGCAUUUAACCUAUCUCUAGGCUAUUCUAGAGUUUUCUGUGUUUGUCUGCCAGCACCAUAUUUCUGAGACAUUCUAGAUCCUUCCACUGACUUUCAUAUUCAACACCAAGUUGCUUACCACGAGUUUACUCCCACCCCUUGACCUUGGUUCUAACCCACACAGUUGAGUCUCGUAUAUAUUUUUAAGACCUUAAUCUCGAUCCUUUCUGAUUCUUUGUUAGUAUCAACUCAAACAAACAACGUCACACGACCCAUUUAGGUUAGAAUUUGUACGCAGGUCGUGACACAUGCACCUGCUAACACAGGAAGCCCUGUUCCUAUAGAAUUAUCGAAACAUGCCGGUACAAGAUUUUAAUGAGUUAAAAUUUUAUAAUCUUUUUUAAGUCAUCAAUCGAAACUCAAUCUCAGUUUUCAAACAAACCUCCUCAUGAACAGAUCAGCCCAAUAUUAAGCUCCUAAGACGGGGAGGCCUUCUCUUCAUUUAUCAAACUUUAAGCCCAUUUGAUGGGAUAACAGAUGCUAAGUCAAGUCAAGUCAAGUUUCCUCACCCAGCAAUAGUUUGCCUUUCAGUAUUGUCCAAACAAUUCGUUGAAAGUCGCUGUCAGGUUCUUUUUAAGCUACAGUGAAUGUUCCUCUAAUAAAAUGUAGAUUAGAUGUUCGAUUAAUUGCCCCACAACCGAUUUUUCUUGGAAGUAGUUUUUGGACCAUUAGUUAGACAAGUUUAGUUGAUUUGUAAUGGAUUUAUCACUAAUUCAGUUACUACUUCCAAAUUGGGUUAGACCAGUUUAGUUCCAAUGGCGACUACCCCAGGUCCUCAAGAUAAAAGAAAGCGCGCUCUAGAAGCAUUAGAGCGAAGGUUUGCCGUCGCGAAAGCUGAGCUUCUUCAACAACAGAAGAAGAACAAGAAGACAUCCGCUGUGGAACGUGGAAAAGAAACUUUUAGCAUUAAUUCUUCCCUGACCUACGCAUCCAUUGUUCUCUCCUCCAAUUCCUCAUCAAAGAGAGAUGUUGAAGAAAUCGAUCAGGCUUAUUCCCAACUCUCGGAACCUAUACAUGACAAUUUGCUUCCGGCUAAUUCCAAGUUUUCCAACAAAAAAGGAAGCAUGGCUGAUAAGAUAUUGCAUGAACUUCUUCAAAGUGGGGAUUAUGCUCAUAAAUAUAUGCAAGGAUCUAGAAGUAUCAAAAUUGACAAUUGGAUCCUUCUUGAUAAUUACGUACACGGGCGAGUUAUGUCUACUGGCUCUCACAUCAAGGCUUUGAAGAAGCACUCUAAGCGCUCUAAAAGCCACAUGUCCAUGAAGCAGCUUAAGAAAUCUGGAGUUUUUAAGUUGCCUCAAGCUAUGCAAAAGUUUGAUACAUUUAAACCAAUGCAUGAAAUGUGGAAAGCCUACAUGAAUCAACUUCUUAAAAUUACUGGAAAAAAUCAGGUUGCUCAAUGUCUUCUUGGUGCAGAUCUGCAUAGAGCUCUUAUUCUAGUGGCCGAGUGCAUGAUAACUACUUCACUGGAGUGAGUGGUAUUAUGAUCCGUGAGACUGCAGAAACAUUUGGUUUAGUUACCCAAGAUGAUAAAAUCUAAGGGUUCAAACUCUCUGUUCCUUGAGAACUGGAUGCUGUAGAAGUUGUGCCAAAAAAGGUAUCUGUCUUCAUAUUCCAAGUUAAUUGCCAGAAAAUUACAUUACAAGGGGACAAACUCACUUCAAGAAACUUAGGUUUGUGAUGUUUAUCUUAAACAUCCCAUUCAAGUUGGAUAGGAGUAGGCCACAGAAAUUUUGUAGCAUUUUUAUCUGAAAGAGAAUUUAUCAAAAGAAGAGAAUGGCUGCUUCUUACAGACAUGCUCUAUCAAUGUGGUUAGAGCCUACGGUUGUGGACAAAGUCUGUACAGAAAAAAGGGGGAAAUUUUUGUAUUGUUCCUUACGUGCUAAAUUUUCAUACUACAUAUUGUUUCUGGAUUUAGCACCUUUGAUACUAGGAAAACUGAAAACUAGGUGCUAUAAGUAAUUUUCUGGCAACUUAAAAGUAGAACAGUAGUACUGGAUCCUUUCUCUAAUUUUUCAGUAGGAUAAUCAA
Molecule: messenger RNA, 2717 nt
Organism: Durio zibethinus
Lineage: Eukaryota; Viridiplantae; Streptophyta; Magnoliopsida; Malvales; Malvaceae
Source: RefSeq, a predicted model, not a curated record